AGGCUUACUCUCAACCUGCACACAAUCUCUUAGCUGGUUCCUUGGCAUUUGCCUACGGUUUAGCUCCCAUGUCUGUGCUACCGGAAGAGCUUGUCGAAGUCAUCAUUGACUUCUUAAAAGAUGACAAGGAAUCCCUUCGUUCUUGUUUUCUUUCCGCUCGCUGUUUUGUCGAGCGUGCGCGAAUACAUAUAUUUCACGAUAUCGUCAUUUCCUCCCAUCGGCGCCUAAAAACGCUCCUCGUGUUGUUCGGAGUAUCCCCCAGCCUUCCAUCUACAAUCCAUACAAUCAAAUUUAGCGGUCGGACGUUCAUUGACCCUGCAGACUGGAUAUUCACCGACAAUACAAUUCGGAUCGUCUUUCAAGCCCUCUCCAAUGUCGAGGAGGUCUUCAUCGAGAAUGUUAGGAUUCCGCGGCUGUCAGACAUUGUUUCCCCUUCCUCCAUUUUCCCAUUCCAAAAGCAUAUAAGACGCCUCGGCCUUGACGACCUGAUUCUGGAAAAUGGCGACGAUCUCUUCACAUUACUAUGCGCUUUUCCUUCUGUGAAAUAUCUAAAUUUCGGUUUCGUUCUCUUCCAAAAUCCGCAAUCGACAAUGGCUACUUUUCCUUCCCCGCCACCAGAAUUACGUCUGGAAACAUUGGAGCUCCAGUUCUCCUAUAAUAUCAAUCAUUCCGCGAUGUUGUUCCUGCGAGAGCAUUUCGCUGACAUUCUCUCGGCCUUGAAGCAUCUACGCGUCACAUACAUGACGAGCCAUGAGCUUCAGCUCGUCAGACUCAUUCUUUCUCAAACCCGUGGGUCCCUCAUUACCAUGUACAUUGGUCCUAUGAUUCUUGGCAAUGCUGAAUCACAGCAACAUGCCAAUGAUCCUAUACUUCUUCUAUCUCUUAGUCAUAUCGAAUAUCUGACGAUCGUCCUCGAUGAAACCGAUCCACACACCUCUCCACUCAAAUACUGGACCGAGAACUUCGCAACGGAUGACGAAGACUUUAAGCUCAGGGAGCUCACAAUCAAUUUGAAGGUUCACGUUGAGCAAUCAGAUUCCGCUUUCUCUGCGUCUUUUCCCUUGGCAGCGCAGUGGUCAGCACUGGAAGCCGCCCUUUGUCGCUCCCAGAUGGAGAAUCUUUGCAGGGUCAACUUGAACCUCACCGCCGACUCGGGGUUUGGAUAUGAUCCUCAAUGGGUGACCCUCUUCGCUCGGUUGAAGGGUAUCAUAGAGGGAAAUUGCCAAUUAUUAAUGAGUCGUCAUCUCCUACGAGUAGGCAAGUCACUCAGUUUCACACCAGAUGUCGAUCUGACAGCCAUUUGCUAG
Desarmillaria tabescens is the source of this 1307-nucleotide messenger RNA. RefSeq lists its product as uncharacterized. The coding region runs from base 69 to 1307 and encodes 412 amino acids. The transcript has 3 exons. The record is from RefSeq and is a predicted model, not a curated record. Lineage: Eukaryota; Fungi; Basidiomycota; Agaricomycetes; Agaricales; Physalacriaceae.